Messenger RNA from Penicillium maclennaniae, 1329 nucleotides. RefSeq lists its product as uncharacterized. The transcript has 3 exons. The coding region runs from base 1 to 1329 and encodes 442 amino acids. NCBI's taxonomy places the organism in Eukaryota, Fungi, Ascomycota, Eurotiomycetes, Eurotiales, Aspergillaceae. The record is from RefSeq and is a predicted model, not a curated record.
AUGGCGAGCACUCCGCCGCCGCCUUCGCCCUCAGCCCUGAGGGUCCCAGCCGCUCCUCUUCAUGGAGCAGGAUAUGACCAGUACUCGCCAUAUCCCACUCGGUAUUCAACACGUCUGGCCAAGCAACGCGCUGUUCGAGGCACUGAGACGACACCUCCGCCGAUUUGUCCAAGUUCUCCGAGCAAGGCACGAUCAAGUGGUUCGCCAAAGAAGUGUCGAAAAAUCCAGGUUGAUGAAGAGACAUUAUCAACGCCUGGUGCUAGCGGGCGCUCAAAACCGAAUGCUGCCAUUUCAAAGGAAGGUCGCCGCUUUAACGCACAAUCUGCCUACGAUCCUUUUGACAUGUCUGCCUCGCACAAUGUUCCCUCCUCUGCUGCCCCUCAUUCACGCACAGCCGGGAGCCAGGCUCUGCCCACACCUGCUAAAACACCUUCAAAGAAGAAGGUCGACAACUUCUCAUCAGCUUCCCGUACUCUUUUCCCCGCCCACACCAUGUCUCCCAAGAAGCCUGCUCCAUUCUCCCUAGGGGGCUUUGAGGCCCCUGCGUCUGGCAAAAGGGAGAUCCAAAUUUACACAGACUCCCGUGACCGUAUCCCAAAGGCCUCACAGGUUGCAACACCGUUUGCUGCUCGCCUGCAGGCACCUAAUGAUGCUGGGUCUAGUGCUCCACCAAGAGAUGGAGCUGAACAUGAUGAUCUCAGUGGGCUUGGACCUCCAAGCUCAGCUGUUCGACGCCGACGUGAUGCCCGCCGCACACCCGAUGACCAAAUGACGAUGAUAUUCCGUGGCAAGAGAGUCAUUCAAACUUUCGAUGCCGAUGAUGAGGAAUCUGAAGAUGACUUGGGCCUGUUCGCUGCUCGUCCUGACCUGCUGGAAGGGGACGACGAGAUGCUGAACAAUAUUCAAACUCUGAGUCGCGACUCUAUCCAACCUCGCCAACUCUUUGCGCAAAGGAAGGGUAGUCCCCCACUCUGUGACAUUGUGGACAAGGGGGAUGAUGAUGCUCCUACCGAUGAUGAGGGACAGGCUCAUGAUGAUUUGGCAUCCCCUGUUGCUACCCCGACGUCCCUCGACUUACCUCAAGCUCCCGGGGCCACUCGCAUUACUCGCUCGUCUGCUCGGGGCCCUCAGGUCGAAGAAACUCCUACCGCCAACAUUGCCCCUCAGACCAAACGCAAGCGCAUCAGCCCCUUCGACCAGUGGCUACGCAAGAAACAGAAGCCUGAGACGGUACCACCUCCUCAGGUUGCCGACAAGGCAAGUGACCGGGCUGCUAGUCCUCCUGGUCUCUCUGCGACUAGAAAAACCCGAAGCACCCGUUCUUCCUAG